AGCCGAGCCUGAGAAGACUCGAGUGUCGUGAAGCUUGGCUCGUUUGACACCAACCAUAAAUUCCCAACCCUACGCCUUUUCCCCUUUUUUCCUCCCAGCGCCGCUUCAGUCUUUCCACCUCUUCUGAUGUCUCUUCGCUCUCCAGUAAUGGAAGAAGAAGAACGACAAGGAGGUGUAUAUAGAGAACAACAACCAAUAUUCAGAGACCUAAGGAGAUACUUCUGCCCGUACUGUGGCCUCUGUCGCUCCAAGAAGUCUCUCAUCACCUCUCACAUACUCUCUCUCCACCAGGACGAAAUGAAAGAGCAAAAAGCUGAGGGAGAUGGGGAACAGGAAAGGAAGAGAUUCAAUACGUGUGAAGAAUGUGGUGCAAGUUUCCGAAAGCCUGCUCAUUUGAAGCAGCAUAUGCAAAGCCAUUCACUUGAGGUUGUGAAGUUAAUUAAGUGCUUGAGAAAUUAUAGGCCAUUUACUUGUCCAGUAGAUGACUGUCAUUCCAGCUACCGACGGAAUGACCACCUGAAUCGCCACCUUCUUCAACACCAAGGGAAGCUCUUUGAGUGUCCUGUACAGAACUGCAACCAAAGAUUUGCUUUCCAAGGUAACAUGAAGAGGCACGAGAAGGAAUUUCACAGUGGGGAGGCUGCCUCCAGUGAUGUUGAGGGUCAGAAGCAGUAUGUCUGCCCAGAAAUUGGGUGUGGAAAGGUGUUCAAAUAUGCAUCAAAAUUGAGGAAACAUGAAGAUUCUCAUGUUAAGUUGGACGCAGCGGAGGCAUUUUGUUCAGAACCAGGCUGUAUGAAAUAUUUCACAAAUGACCAAUGCCUCAAGGCACAUCUGCAGUCUUGUCAUCAGCAUAUUACUUGUGAGAUAUGCAGGACCAAGCAAUUGAAAAAGAACAUUAAGCGGCAUCUCCGCAUGCAUGAAGCACGUCAAUCAUCAGAGAGAAUAAAAUGUUGCUUCAAGGGUUGCUUGCACACAUUUUCCACUGUAAGAGUCUGUAACCUUUCAAUACUAUUCUGUAAAUCAAAUCUCAAUCAGCAUGUGAAAGCCGUGCACUUUGAACUAAAACCAUUUGUCUGCAGCAUUCCUGGUUGUGGCAUGAGAUUCCCAUUCAAGCACGUGAGGGAUAACCAUGAGAAAUCUGGGUGCCAUGUCUAUAUUCAUGGUGAUUUCGAGGAGUUUGAUGAGCAAUUCCGGUCAAGGCCAAGGGGUGGCCGGAAAAGGAAGUGCCCAGCUAUAGAGACACUCAUGCGGAAAAGAGUAAUUCCACCAUUGGGUUUAGAUUCUAUGAUUAAUCAGGGGCCAGAGUCUCUCUUAUAGUUUUCACUGCAGAAACUUGGGACCAGUUUUGUGUUGUCACCAGUAAAAAUGUUGAGCAUGAUGUAGAAUAAUGCUGUUGUAAACUCUAAGCACAAAGCAAUUCAGAAAAAAUAUCUGAAUGAAUGUUAUAUUAUUCAAAACAAGUUGUUGGCUUUAUAUAAGCCUUACAAAGAGAUAAGAUUGAAAAACAAACAACCCACGUUCUACUGAUCCUAAUAACAUGGUAAAAUGACUAAAGAAAUGGUCAGACUCUACCUACAUAUCCUAAAUAAUAGGAUUUAUUAACUGAAUGAACUUUUGACAACUUCAACUAUAACUCUAACAACCCCAACA
Messenger RNA from Ilex paraguariensis (yerba mate), 1650 nucleotides. The record is from the annotation of a GenBank genome assembly. NCBI's taxonomy places the organism in Eukaryota, Viridiplantae, Streptophyta, Magnoliopsida, Aquifoliales, Aquifoliaceae.